AUGCGUGUCUUGAAAAACUGUGCGUCAUUCCGUAGUGUUCCCAGUCGUUUCUGCGGAGGGGCGAAGAGCAGCUUUCAAAUUCAAUGCGCAUCUGCAUCUGGUGACAAGCCGUCAGGAAGAAUGUGUGCAUGGACCGCAAAGAGCGACAUGCAGACCGAGGGUGAAACAGAAAAGAAGCAGAGAAAGCGUUUCGUCUCAGGGCGGCCUCGAAGCUGUGCAGGACACCGGCCUGGAAGACGAGGCGCAGCUAGCAGCAGCAGGCCCUCGAGAAACAGCCCCCGUACCAUGAGGGCGUUCGGGGCAUCGACGGCUCGAGGAGAACCUGGAAUUAACGCGUGA
Toxoplasma gondii ME49 is the source of this 339-nucleotide messenger RNA. RefSeq lists its product as hypothetical. Lineage: Eukaryota; Apicomplexa; Conoidasida; Eucoccidiorida; Sarcocystidae. The record is from RefSeq and is a predicted model, not a curated record. The transcript is spliced from 2 exons. The coding region runs from base 1 to 339 and encodes 112 amino acids.